This is a messenger RNA of Siniperca chuatsi (mandarin fish), 7238 nucleotides long. RefSeq names its product activin receptor type-1C. Gene Ontology annotation, biological process: cellular response to growth factor stimulus; activin receptor signaling pathway; nervous system development. The transcript has 9 exons. The record is from RefSeq and is a predicted model, not a curated record. Gene Ontology annotation, molecular function: ATP binding; activin receptor activity, type I. Gene Ontology annotation, cellular component: plasma membrane; activin receptor complex. Lineage: Eukaryota; Metazoa; Chordata; Actinopteri; Centrarchiformes; Sinipercidae. Bases 3129 to 4610 code for a protein of 493 amino acids.
UUGGAUGAAUUAAGAUGAAAUUUUGCACAGAUAUUCAUGGUGCCCGGACAAUGUGCCCUAAUGACUUUGGUGAUCCCCUGACUUUUCCUGCAGCGCCCCCAGCAGGUCAACAUUUUCACUUAUCCUGUGAAAUAUCUCAACAACUCUCAGAUGGAUAGGCACAAAAUUUUGUACAGACAUUCAUGGUUCCCAGAUGACGAAUCCCACUGACUGUGGUGCUGAGAUUUGAGGUUUUAAGUGAAAUGUUUCAGCAACUAUUGGAUGGAUUGCCAUGAAAUGUGGUUCAGACAUUCACAUCCUCCUCACUUUGGUGAUCCUCUGACUUUUCAUCUAGUGCCAUCAUCAGGUUAAGCUUUUAAUUUGUCCAAUUCUUUGGUUUAUGACCAAAUACCAGCAACACUAAUGACAUUCCCAUCAUCCUCAGCUUUAUUUUUAGUGCUAAUUAGCAAAUGUUAGUACAGUCUAACAGAGCCGCUACCAUGGCUGUAAACUCUUGUCUUGUUUCACUUUGUGUUGCUGUGAACAUUUUUGAUUUUCUGCUCAUUUUAAUUUUGUUCUUUGUUCUCUUCUCCUGGGUUUUGGUGUUUAGACAGUAAUAUUACAGUUAAUUAAUCUUUUAAUAAUUCAGGUUCUUUAAUAUCCAGUAAUUUUGGUCAUGUAGUUUUUAGUUUAGCACCAUCUGUACCAACUGUGGUUUCAAAUCAAACCCUGUCUAUUCUAACCAUUCUCUUGUGAUCUGUAAGCCUAAUAGGAAACUAUGACCACAGUAUAUAGUAGGAACCAAGUCAUUUACCUUUCCAAAUAAAGUGGACUAUUAUAGCUGUCAGCCUUCCAGCUAAAACCCAAAUUCCAUAUUCCAGUAGCUGCCUCUAUUUUUGUCAGUUCAGGCAGAAAUGUUAGUUUACCCUGAAUUAAUUCACUGAUAUACUGUUAUUUCUACACAAUAAUCUAUGUCAGUACUGUAAAAACCUUGACAUCUGCAUUGAUAGUACAACAAAUUAAUUUUUAUUCAUUUGGUAAAGGUCGAACUCCCAGACACUUUCCCUGCCAGCUGUAAACUGAAACUGCGUGCGCAGCAGAUAUCUUGGCAGAUGUCAAACAGAAACUGGGCUCCUGAUGGUUCUCAGACUGAUUAAUAUGCUAGAGGAGAGUUAUGGGCCAGAUGAUAAAAACACAACAGUGGAUGUCUGACAGUGCUGAGACACCCUGCUUGCAUGUAUCAACAGCUGUCAGACUUUCGUUACGUAGACCGUCUUCAUAUGCAGUGUCAUUUGAUCCAGUCUGCACCCACAGAGCAGAGGUUUGACUCCACUAGCUUAAAAAUCCCAUAGUGUUUCCCCGAGGUUCUGUACUGGGUUUGUAUACCUGUCAUGUACUUCUAUGUACUUAGGACUGAGAGGGAGAAGUGGCAAUCUGUUUUCCACUUCCAGAAAGGCUGUAAUCAUGAAUUUCUUAGAAUUGUCUUGAUAAUGAUUGCCUGCCAAAAUUGUAUUUGUAUAGUUAACUUUUUUAAACAUUUCUACAGUCACAAGUGGUACAGUAGGAGCAGAGGUUACAAUAUUAGUAGUGUUUGCAAAACCUAUAUUAGAGUCGAAGUUCCUUGAUUCUGUAGUUAGAUAACAAUUGUCUUCCUAUUGUUUGUAUAGAACAUGUAGCCUGCCUUGGAUUUACUGUGAAUAUAUAAAAGAUUACAUUUUGUGCUUCUGUUUUUGCUCAUGUCGACUUUGGGAUUAAGCUCAGUUCGCUCAGUCACUCUCCCUCGUGGUUGCUAUGGAGCCUGAGCAGCAGGAGCAUAACUUGGUCACAUAUGGCCUGCAGUAAAUAACUUAUCGCAUGCAGGUGAGUUGAGCUGGAACUUUGCACUGAGCUUAAUGUACAGCAGACUCAUUCAGUAUUCACCACCGGAAAGUGUUUACUCUGUUUGGUUUGACGAAAUGUUAGCCGUGUUAUCUGUCUAGGCUGGUUUCUUCAGUUUUGCUGACCUGAGUUCUGCUCACAUCCAGGGAGAGGGAUUGCAGAGGCCACAGGGGUGCAAGAUAGGCUGGAUUACCAACCAGGCAAAGCAAGCAGCUGCCAGUCCCUGAGAGGCCACAAACUUGUGAAUUGGUCUUUUGGUAAUUUAGUUAACAUCGAAUUUGUUCUCAAGUAGGCCUACAGUAUGGUCAAAGUUGUGUCCUGCAUUAUUACCUAAUCCUGUGGCCCUGUCUUGCAGAGGGGGCCCUGUGUCAAAAUCUAGAUUCAUGACCUUUAUUAGUUUAGUUUUUAUUGGGCUCAGGUGGUGCAUAAAUUUGUGUUUAGUCAAAUUACCACAAGCUAAUUAACACACAAAACCUGGGGAAGGUAGUUUUUCAUAGGAGUACUGGUUCUCUGUGCAUAUCAUGAGGCUGCCAUGUAUAGUCUGCUGUGUGCACUGUACUUGAUGGGAGCAUACACGCAUAUUUCCCCCAAUGCCCUGAAACAGGUUAAUCCAUCCAUACUAUCCCUUGGAAACCAAUGCAUGUUACCAUGGAGCAUAUAUUGGCCAGCUAGUAUGUAGCCUACACAUGGAGUUGGAGAAGAGUCAGUGCCUUGUGCUGGUUGGGACUGUGUGUUGUGCUCAAUAAGGAGUUCAGUGUUCUUGUUGUACGUAUGUGUUAAUCAUGUAUAGGCCUACAGAUGGGCUAGUCUGUGAUUUAGUAGUUUGUAAUUUUCAUAGUGCCCUUAUAAAAACUCUGGAUUACAUUAACCUAUUCAGUGUAAUAUGAACAGUUUGACCAUGUUUCCUUCCUCAGCAAGCACUUAUAAAUCAGUGACACCUCCAUGAAUUAAAGAAAUUUCCAUAUUCAAUAUGCAGGCAGGAGGUGGUGUUUUACUGGACCUGCAGCAGUUAAAUGGAUGUGCAACACACUUUCUCUCUGGCUCUCAUUCACAUGUCUUUAUCAGAGGUCUGCAGCGCUAAUCCUCUUAAAUCCCAGUCAACAGAGGCGGAGCAAGCCUCUCAUUGCGUUUUACAGUUUCCUCCCCGCAUUUUCUGUGAGGCAUUUGUGCGGGGUGCAUGGCCGACGGAUACCGCAAUGUGUAAUGUUGUGUUUUCUGUAGAAUAGCUGUGUAAACGGUGCGUCGGAGAGGGAGCAGAUGCGGCUCUUGCCAUGACUUGUCCCAGGAAGCAGAGCUUUCAAGCGGCGUUGAUCUUUCUGUCUGUCGCCCAGUUGACUGCAGGUCUGAAGUGUGUAUGCCAGCUGUGCGACAACCACACCUGUGAGACGGCCGCAGAUGGCGCCUGCUAUAACUCUGUGAUGUUGAUUGACGGGAAGGAGGAGACGUUCAAGUCCUGCGUGUCGCCCUCUGAGAUGAAGGGCCAGUUCUUCUGCUACAGCUCCCAAAAUGUCUCCAAGAAGGACUGUUGCUUCACUGACUUCUGCAACAAUGAGACACUGCACCUACACCCAGAGAGGCCUUUGGAAGAACCUGGCUGGAGCAGGCCACAGCUCGCUGUGGUGAUCCUGGUGCCCUCCUGCCUGUUGUGUGUGGGGAUCCUGCUGGGUGUGUUGGUCGUGCAGGGCCACCGCUGUGCCUACAGCAGAGCCCACAGGCAGGACCCAGAGGAGCCUCUGGAUGACCAGAUGCUCAUGUCACCCGACAAAUGUCUCAAAGAUCUGAUCUAUGACAUGAGCACCUCGGGCUCUGGAUCAGGUCUGCCACUGCUGGUCCAGCGGACUAUAGCUCGGACCAUUGUCCUGCAGGAGAUCAUUGGGAAGGGUCGAUUUGGGGAGGUGUGGCGGGGAAAGUGGCGAGGAGAGGAUGUGGCGGUGAAGAUCUUCUCCUCCAGGGACGAGAGGUCGUGGUUUCGUGAAGCAGAGAUUUAUCAGACAAUCAUGCUCAGACAUGAGAACAUCUUAGGCUUCAUUGCUGCCGACAACAAAGAUAAUGGCUCGUGGACCCAGCUCUGGUUGGUGUCAGAGUACCAUGAGCAUGGCUCCCUGUAUGAGUACCUGAACAGGUACACACUCUCUGUGGAAGGCAUGAUUGUCCUUGCUUUGUCCAUAGCCAGUGGCCUGGCGCAUCUCCACAUGGAAAUAAUUGGAACACAGGGGAAACCUGCCAUUGCUCACAGAGAUCUAAAGUCUAAAAAUGUCCUGGUGAAGAAAAACGGCACAGCAGUCAUCGCAGAUUUGGGCUUGGCUGUGAAACACGACUCCAGCAACAACACCAUUGACAUACCAUCUAACCAUAGAGUGGGAACGAAGAGGUACAUGGCCCCGGAAAUCCUUGAUGAGACAAUCAAUAUGAACAGCUUUGAGUCAUUCAAGCGGGCGGAUAUCUACUCGCUAGGCCUGGUGUUUUGGGAACUGGCCCGAAGAUGCUCUGUUAGGGGACUUAAUGAAGAUUUCCAGCUGCCUUAUUAUGACCUGGUGCCUUCUGAUCCGACCAUCGAGGACAUGAGGAAGGUGGUGUGUGAGCAGAAACUCAGACCCAACAUUCCCAACCAGUGGCAGAGCUGUGAGGUUCUGCGUGUGAUGGGCAAACUGAUGAGAGAGUGCUGGUACGCCAACCCUGCUGCUCGACUCACCGCUCUGCGGGUCAAGAAAACUGUGUCUCAGCUGUCUGUCAUCAAGGACCUCAAAGAUUAGUUAGAUCUGUUGCCCUGCAGAUCAGCACUGGUGCUGGCACUGGUGCAACACGAUGGACUGAGAGUUGUUGGAAGCAAACAGUGAGAAACUGUUCGCUCUAACUGCCUGAGGCUGCCCUCUUCAGGACACAACCACACUGUUCACCCUCAGAGAGCAGAUUCAGGUUGUUUCUGGUGCCAAAGUAUUGUAGGGGGUGUCUGUGGAUGCUUUGCACACAGACACCUAAUAAACCAAUUUGAACCAAACAGCUGAAGUUUUGGUAGAAAGAGCCAUAUGAAAUCAGAAUAUGUAUAAUGUAUAUACUGAUUAUUCUGCUACCUCAGACAUUGAAGUGCCCAAAGCUUGAAGUUGCACAUUGCGAUGUUUUUGUGCCAUAUCUUGUAACAAACACAGUAUUGCUGGGUAGGUAGUGUGCUAACUGAAAAUCACAAAGGAUACUGGAUAAGACACCCUAACUGAUUCUGACUGGCUUUAAAUUACACAUGUACAGACUGUCCUUGAGAAUCUUUAAAGUGCUUUUGUAUAGUUACUAGAGUACUAUUGUAGGUAAAUGGUUUGUUGAAAGCUCAGUGGAAAGGUUUCUGUACACUUAACAGGAAUACAACUGUGCAUUUGCAAGUGGAAGACAUCCAUUAGUGAAAUAUAUAAGUGGGUUUUUAGUCUGAUUUAGUUCUGACUAUCACUGCGGCUCCAUGGAUAGCAUUUACAGUCAGUCCAUCGGUCGCUUGUUCUAUGUAUGUAUAACAAGUAUUAAAUGGAUAACAAUGACAUUUGGUACAGACAGUCAUGGUCCCCAGAGGAUGAACCCUAAUAAAUCUGAUGAUCCCCUGACUUUACGUACAACUGAGGCUGAUAGAGUCCAGCUGAAACUAAUAAGAGUUAAGCCAAGUCUUGGGCUAUCCUGAAAUCAUCACAGUAAACCAUGUUGGAUUAUUUAAAAACAUGACCGCUCCUUUGGCGCCACCCUCAGGCUAAAUUUUGAAUAUUUAGACUGAUUAGUGAUAAGAAUUACAAAGUUGUCUCUCCAUUAUUUAACAGUCUUGCAGGAUCAGUGGCUAUAGAUUUUUUUGUCUUGUCCGUUACGUGAAGAGUACAGCUAUAAACUUCUGCUAUAAAUUUUGCACAUUUAAAGCUUUCAGUUGCUGAAAUGCUAGUUUGUUCACAAACAAAAGCUCCUUUAUGAAUGUGAAAAGUUAUGUUUUGUAUUUCUAUAUUUAUUCACACUGGAAAAAUGUUAUUGAAAUUAUAAAAUCUUAGCUACCCUAAUGCACAAGUCAAAACUUCAAAAGAAGUGUAUUGUUAACGUUGGCUCAAAUGUAUUUUUUUUAAUGGGGAAAUGUAACAACUAUGUACAUGUUAGAAAACACUCCAUUUUAGAAGCCCGAUGCAGUGUUACAGCAGGUUUCCCAUUGAACCAGAUAAUUGUGAUAAAAGCAAAGACCAAGGUAAGAUCAGAUCUUGAUAAAGCUAAAGAUAAAAUCAUAAAACAAGAAGAUAAUGAGAAAACACAGAACAGACAAAAAGGCUGAUGCAGAAGUAAAGUAUAUCGUGUUAAUUGUGUACAUUGUCAUUGGUACUGUAGUAAAUCAGUUUGACAUUUCACUUGGAGAGCACAGUUUGGGUGAUAGGUGCACAUAUGAUCACUAAUGCCACUGUCUGUCUUAGGGAAUGUACUCACGGGUAAAUCUGUACAUCAUGUGUGCAGGCGUGCCUGUGUGUGUUUCAUAUCAUGUGAAGUGAUCCUGUAUUUAAAGAUGUGAAUCUGAUUAAUCAUUGUAGUGUUUGUGAAACUGGUGCUGUGGAGAAAACCUUUCCAUGUUUCCCAUCCAUCAUGGCUUUUAAUUCUUGUCUAGCUCUACAUCCUCAGUUGAUGUUCAUGUUUUUAGUUGCUAAGGUGAGUUACAUACUUCCAUGUAGCUGCUUAGUAUCAUCGCUGACACAUAAAAGUGUUCUCCUGUUAUGAAGAUGUCAUGGUUACUGGAUGAUAUGUAGCAUCAGCUGUGUUGCCCAAUGAAAAUAAGCAGUACAGUAGCCCAUUGCUCUCUUGGCAAAUCUCAGUUCAUGUACAAGUCUUCAUUUUUUUCUUUCUGUGAAAUGAUUAGUUGACUUCAAUCAAUCAUGGAAUCGUACGACCUUGUGUGUUGCAGAAUACAGAUAGGAAAAAAAUGCAGUAUUAAAGCAUCUGGCUCUGCCUGUGUCCAUUGAAAAUACUUGUGGUAUAAAUUAGUUUUUAUAUCUGAUGUUGGAUCUACCCUGAGCCAAGCUUAUAUUUUGUCUAUUGUGUCAAAUCUGCUUCUCCAAGAAUCAGACAGGUGACACAGAGAAGAACUGAUAGCUAAGCAUAUAAAAGACUUAUCAGUCAUUCCAAAGAGGAGUGAUCACCAUGUGCAAUUUCUGACUGGUGUCUUUUUUUAUAUAUUGUAUAUGAAAUAGCUAGAUAUUAACAAAUGUGAUACUGCUUUCAUAAAAUCAUCAUAAAACCAUCCAGUUAUUUAGAUUCAUAUGAAACUGUUUUGUGUUGUUGCUCAGAUGUCAUGUCAUUGCAUUGUAUCUUUUCUCUUGCACUAUUUAUUCUGUAUAGAAAUAAAUGAUAUCAGCGGGUCAAUAAACUGUUUUUCAUGGAGUGAA